CCGCCGACCCUCUGCCCUGCUGGGACCAGUACUGCAGCGAGGACGAGUUCUGCGGCGAGAUACCCGGGGGAACCCGCUGCUUCUGUCGCGCCCUGUUUAGCGCCAAAUACGAACCCACCAAGGCUUUAGGCGACUCGACGACCUGCACGGCAAACUCUGCUACUCUGACGCUGGCCAAAUGUCUGCUGGAGGACGUCAAUGUCGACUACAACAACUUACACCUCAAGGACCCGAACUGCAAAGGUGUCCUGGACCCAAAGACCCACCUGGUGACCUUCAGCUUCGAUGACGGAAGCAAACAGUGUGGAACGGACGUUGAGAAAGUGGACAACAUCGUCACCUACUCGAACGCCGUCAUGGAUCAGGACCCCGACGACGAUGCCAUCAUCAUCCGCCACGACCAAGUGAGGAUCGACUUCUCCUGCACGUACAGAAAGCCCGAGAUCCAGAGUUUUCCCUUCAGGAUCGCAAGCGGCUCUGUGACGAGGACAGUUGAAUCUCAAGAUUGGAGUUACACUCUAACGAUGAGCGCCUACAUCGACCCCGACUUCAAGCAACUUAUCACCGACGACACAGAGAUCCAGCUGAACCAGAGGGUGUGGGUGAAGCUGAUGACGAGCGGGCUGGACGACACCAUGGUCACCGUGGUGACCCAGAGCUGCUGGGCGACCAGCGAGGACAACAAUCAAGCCCUCUUGAAACACUUCCUCAUUUCUAACGGAUGUCCUGAUGACGGCGACUCGACGGUGCAGGUGGAGGGAAAUGGAGUGGGAACGUCCAACUCCUUCUCUUUCAGCAUGUUCCAGUUCACCAGUGGAAGUGGCCAAAUCUACCUGCACUGUGAGCUGGAGCUGUGCCUCAUAGGCGGAGACACACCCUGCGCUAAGAGCUGUGGAAGCUUGUCCAAAAAGAGGCGCAGGCGAAGAUCUUCCAGGUCUAAAUAUGAUCGAAACCCAGCUGUCAUCACUAUGGCCUGGAACCGCUAAAGACCGCCCCCUUUCUGAUGGAUUACACGGUGAUUCCCGACUGAAGCUUUGUCCAAUAGGACACCUGAAAUCUCAGAGUUUGAAGCUGCUGUGAAACGACGGCGGGAGAUAAUCUUCAUGUGAUCCUCCUGAGACGGCGUUUCUUAUCUCUGCAGAAUCUGUGGGCUGGUGAUUCAACCCGCAGAUUCAUAUAUAAUCUGUGGUGAAAUAAUGAAGAACAAAAAUAAUCAGUGAAGGGUUUAGAGGGUUUGAUUUAUUCUUUGCAGGAUUUCCUGGUACUGCAGGUUCUUUUCAAACAUGCACUUUUGCUGAAAAGUUUGGAAUCAGCUGUUUUAUUGAUGUUUUUUCUGUUUGAACACAGAUAAAAACAGUUUCAUUCAGACACUAAAUGUAUUAUUGACAUAUGAAACAGCGAAAAGCAUCAAAGAGCACUAAAACACAUCGAGUUGUCCUGUCAGACGUCUGACUGGAGUCAGACGAGCUUCUGUGGCAGCAGAUUACAAACUUCAGCAGCAUUAUUUUUUAAUUUCUUCUUGAAUUUUA
Molecule: messenger RNA, 1529 nt
Organism: Plectropomus leopardus (leopard coralgrouper)
Lineage: Eukaryota; Metazoa; Chordata; Actinopteri; Perciformes; Serranidae
Source: RefSeq, a predicted model, not a curated record